GGAAAACACACGGGUUGACGCGCAGAGAGAAAAAAAGGGAGCCGCCGCCCCUUCUUUGUUUCUCUCUUUGCUUCCUUUCUAUGAACAAACCUCCCAACACCGUACACACGCCAUUUAUCAGAUUUGAAAAACUGAGUGGCGGUUGAAGGAGAAGCAAAAUAAGGGCAAUUCAUGGUUUGAAGUCGUCUGAUCCAUAUGCAUGUAGUCUCUACAGCUGUAAAUAGCAUCUGGAGUAGCAUCUUUUUUCGCUAUUUCUAUCUGGACUAGCAUCCUUCUCCCCUAUUUCUUUCUUCUGAUUUGGAGUUCAUAAAUGAAAUAGGAUUUGGAGUGUUCAAAAAUGAAAAUAGAGAAGCAUCUGCCAUGGUAGUCACCUAAAUAGCAACAAGAAAGACUACUGAAGUUGGAAACUAUUUCCUCUGAAUGAAAAUAGUGAGAAUGAAAAAAGUUUUUUUUUUCAAUCAAUGACAUCAUGUCGUCGUCGUUUAAGCUUUUCACCAAACAAUCUGGGGAUAGUUAUACUGUCCAUGAGAGAAUUCACCAUGUGUAUUCUCCUAUACCAUUGACUUUUGGAAUCUUGUUAUGGGUUUUCUCAUAGUUUCUGCAAUUGCCACCUUUCUAGGUCUCAAAACAUUUGGUUUAAAUCAUGCAUCUGAGAAAUAAAUUUUGCUACUUUGCGUCUCAUUCCCCAUCAAAUUCUUUGUUAACAUUUUGUAUUUUUAUUUGCUGUUUGUAGGUGAUCUAGAAUUUUUUAAAUUUAACGUUAUUUUUUUUUGUAUUGUGAUUGUAUUCUUGACCUUACUUUUGCUAUAGCCUGAACUAAAUCACUCCAACCCAGUUGUCUUCAGCCAAAUAUUGCUGGAUCUCGCAAGUGUAAACUUACGAUGCACAAGCUGAGACUCGGGUUGGCUUUGAGCAUGGUAAGGUGGAAGCUUUUAAGUUGAGGUCUGUUGGACUUCAACAAGACUCAAGUUUCUUGAGGGCCAUCUCUGAUCAAACUCUUGUGUGAAUAAUUCUCUGGUGAUUCCUAAUGAUAAUAUAGUUGGAAGACUUGCAAAAAGGAGUGCUGGUGAUGUUUCAAAGUUACAUCUUCAGAAAUAACCAAGUUUAAUUACUGCCAAGGAAGGUCGCCAACCCCAUUUUGCACUGUGAAUGUUAGGGUUUAAUCGGAACAACUUUUCCAUAUUUCUUGGGAACCUUGUUGAAGGUUUAUGGUAACUGGUGGAUAUGUUACGACCAAAGCCGAUCAGUAAUCUCUCCAGUACUGCUAGACAAUUCUUUCUUAGUGGAACACGAUGCAACUCAGCGGAUGGAAAUUCCUGCUCUUGUUCCGAAGAUGAAAAUUGCAUUUCAACAAGGCAACAUAUAAGGAAUGUUUCAGCUGUGCAAAAAUCAUCCACUUUAGUUCCCAGAACCUCAGUGAGAGCCGGGGCCUUAAUUUUGGGAGAUGCAUUUAAACCAUCCAACCCUCACAAUGUUCAAGAUGCAGACCAUUCACAUUGUCCAACAAAAGUUGUGUCUGCUGCGCCCACAACACGGAGAUUGGAUUCUGUUAGUUAUGCUAGCAGCUUCAAUGCUGUUGAAAAGGAUGGAAUGCUCUCCUCACCUCCCAUUGCCGACCAGGUUGUGAGAGCAGGUGUUGCAGCAGUUAAUUUACUGUCUGAUUUAGCCAACGGUAAGAUUCCUGAUGGGAGUCAAAUAUUACACUUGCCUAAGAAAUGCAUGGUAGACUCAACUUUUUCGAAAGUAAAGCCCUCGACUGUGAAACCUGUCCAAAGAGAGAAGUUUGAAAAAGUUAAUUCAAAAUCAACUGUUGAUGCACCACCAGGUUCACAUACGACAAGUAAUUAUAUUGCUCCGAAAGAUAAGGGAAACAAGGCGGGAUUUGUAAGAGAUUUCAAGCGAGUUUCAACUUCGAGUACAACGGAAACUCAUGGUGUGCCUUCCAAAACUUGUGAUAAGAGGAAGACUAUACCACAUAGACCGAAGGCUUGUGCAAGUCAGUUCAGUCCUAAUUUUUCCAGGAUACAAACUUCAGAUGCAGUGAUUCAGGAUUGCACCACAGAAGGAUUCAAAAAAUAUCCAAGGGAUAUGAAACAUCCAUUAGCACCUUUUGCUCGGCAGUUUGUGAGCAGUGGGCAAGCUGUGGAAAGCGUUUGUCGCAUAUUGCAACAGCUGAGAUGGGGUCCUGCAACAGAGGAGGCUCUUGGAAAACUCAACUUUUCAUUGGAUGCAUAUCAAGCUAACCAAGUCUUAAAGCAGCUUCAAGAUCAAACAGUUGCCCUUGCCUUUUUUUAUUGGCUGAAGCGACAAGCUGGUUUCAAGCAUGAUGGACACACUUACACGACUAUGGUUGGCAUCCUAGGCCGUGCCAGGCAAUUCAGUGCUAUUAACAAAUUGCUUGAUCAGAUGGUCAGAGAUGGAUGCCAGCCUAAUGUUGUGACAUAUAAUCGUAUGAUCCACAGUUAUGGCCGUGCAAACUACCUGAAUGAAGCGGUCAAUGUUUUCAACCUUAUGCAGAAGGCAGGGUGUGAACCUGACCGUGUCACAUACUGUACACUCAUUGACAUCCAUGCAAAAGCUGGAUUUCUUGACUUCGCUAUGGAGAUGUAUGAGAGAAUGCAAAUGGCUGGCCUCUCUCCUGACACGUUUACUUAUAGCGUCAUAAUCAACUGUCUUGGUAAAGCUGGUCAUUUAGCUGCUGCCCACAAGCUCUUUUCUGAAAUGGUUGCUCAAGGUUGUGUUCCUAAUUUAGUCACAUACAACAUCAUGAUUGCCCUGCAAGCGAAAGCAAGGAAUUACCAGAGUGCAUUGAAGCUUUACCGAGAUAUGCAGAAUGCUGGAUUUGAACCUGACAAGGUGACUUACAGCAUAGUGAUGGAGGUGCUUGGACACUGUGGGCAUCUCGAUGAAGCAGAGGCAGUUUUUACUGAAAUGAAGCGCAAGAAUUGGAUUCCUGAUGAGCCUGUUUAUGGCCUUCUAGUAGACCUUUGGGGGAAGGCUGGUCAUGUUGAAAAAGCCUGGGAAUGGUAUCAGGCAAUGGUUCACGCUGGUUUACGCCCCAAUGUUCCCACUUGUAAUUCUUUGCUCAGUGCUUUUCUUCGGGUACAUCGUCUGGUAGAUGCAUACAACUUACUGCAGAGCAUGCUGGGUCUGGGUCUAUACCCUUCUUUGCAGACUUACACUUUACUCCUUAGUUGUUGUACAGAAGCACAGUCACCGUAUGAAAUGGGGUUUUGUUGCAAACUAAUGGGAGUUACAGGCCACCCUGCACAUAUGUUCCUACUGUCCAUGCCACAGGCAGGGCCUGAUGGUCAAAAUUUGCGUGAUCAUGUCGGCAGGUUCUUGGAUCUAAUGCACAGUGAGGAUAGAGAAAGCAAGAGGGGCCUUGUUGACUCAGUGGUUGAUUUCCUUCACAAGUCGGGGCUUAAGGAAGAAGCAGGCUCAGUAUGGGAGGUGGCUGCACUGAAGAAUGUAUAUCCAGAUGCUGUGAAAGAGAAAAGUUCAUGUUAUUGGCUUAUUAACCUUCAUGUUAUGUCAGAUGGUACUGCUGUGACAGCGCUGUCCCGGACACUUGCCUGGUUUCGCCGCCAGAUGAUGACCUCAGGAGUUAGCCCUAGUCGGAUUGAUAUAGUGACUGGGUGGGGUCGGCGGAGCAGGGUAACUGGAUCAUCUUUAGUCAGGCAGGCAGUGCAGGAACUGCUUAAUAUCUUUAGCUUUCCAUUUUUCACCGAGAAUGGAAAUUCUGGGUGCUUUGUGGGGUGUGGGGAGCCUCUUAAUAGAUGGUUGCUCCAGUCUUACGUGGAGAGGAUGCACCUGCUGUAGUAAUUUGUAUUUUUGCUCGUAAGUGUUGCGUUGAACACAGUUUUGUUGCGGUGAGUAGAAGAGGUUUUGCAUUGCCUCUAUGAUAAGUUUUUUAACUUAUUCGCUGCUAUUAUUAAUUUAAGCAACACUGAUUCGUUGCGGUGAGUAGAAGAGGUUUUGCAUUGCCUCUAUGAUAAGUUUUUUUAACUUAUUCGCUGCUAUUAUUAAUUUAAGCAACAUUGAUUCAGGCUUUGGAACAUUUUGAAUCUUUGAUGUUCUAAAUAUUAUGAUACAGAUUUUGCAUGGGAACUAAUUCUUGUCAGUAUAUCUACCAGGUAUAUUUCAUGAUGAGUCGUUCUC
Tripterygium wilfordii is the source of this 4161-nucleotide messenger RNA. Its product is annotated as pentatricopeptide repeat-containing protein At1g18900-like. The record is from RefSeq and is a predicted model, not a curated record. Lineage: Eukaryota; Viridiplantae; Streptophyta; Magnoliopsida; Celastrales; Celastraceae. The transcript has 4 exons. Gene Ontology annotation, molecular function: protein binding. The coding region runs from base 1225 to 3822 and encodes 865 amino acids.